Molecule: messenger RNA, 990 nt
Organism: Suhomyces tanzawaensis NRRL Y-17324
Lineage: Eukaryota; Fungi; Ascomycota; Pichiomycetes; Serinales; Debaryomycetaceae
Product: pepsin-like aspartic protease
Exons: 1
Coding region: 1-990 (329 amino acids)
Biological process (GO): proteolysis
Molecular function (GO): aspartic-type endopeptidase activity
Source: RefSeq, a predicted model, not a curated record
AUGGGUUAUGUCCCAGAGCCUUUGGAAAACCUUGUUUAUUACUUUCAAAUACAAUUGGAACUCGGUUCGGACAAGCAGAACGUUUCAUUUCAAGUAGAUACCGGGAGUGCUGACUUUUGGGUCCCCUUGAAAACAGCUGAUUGCGUCAAUUGUGAGUUUCAAAGUGGAACUUUUGAUAACGCUACUUCUUCAACAUAUCGAACUUUUGGCGCCCCUUUCUCCAUUAAGUAUGGAGGUAAUGAUAGUGCAAUCGGAGAAUAUGCAUCAGAUCAGGUAACAAUUUCUAGCGGUCAGACCAUAAAUAAUAUGACAUUCGGGGCUGUUAACUCGACUACAAGAUAUCUAGCGAUGAUGGGUGUCUCCUUUGAUACCGAGGAAAAUGGAAUCUAUAAGAAUUUUCCUUCAAUUUUGAAGUAUAAUGAACUUAUCGACAAAACAGCUUAUUCGCUAUAUUUAACAGAUAACCAAACUCAAAAUGGAGAAAUACUUUUUGGAGCGAUUGAUCACGCAAAGUAUAAAGGAAGUUUGGAGACAUUUCUGGUAGCAAACAAUCGAUUAGCUAUUGAUCUUGAUGAAAUUGUUGAUGCCAACGGUACUUCUCACAAACUUAAUGGUUUGUCUGUUCUUUUAGACUCUGGAACAGCAGACAUAUGGUUACCACAGGAAAUGUUCUUAGAAAUUGGAAAUUCUAUCACUGGGGCAAGGUAUGACUCCAAUACUAAUCGAUUUGUAGUUGAUUCUUGCUCGUUACCCAGCGAUAAGUCACUAAUGUUUAAGUUAGGCAAUACUACCAUUCGAGUACCACAUAGUGAGCUUUUACUUCCUGAUUGUACAUUGGGAAUAGAAAGUUCGGUAUCUCUCUAUGGUAUCAAUAUCUUGGGGGUGAGUUUCUUAAAGCAUAGCUAUAGUGUCUUCAAUCUUGACGAUAAAACCAUUUCUAUUGCACCAGUGAUUUAUACCUCUAACUCAGAUAUAAGAACCAUUGAAUAA